Molecule: messenger RNA, 1107 nt
Organism: Metarhizium album ARSEF 1941
Lineage: Eukaryota; Fungi; Ascomycota; Sordariomycetes; Hypocreales; Clavicipitaceae
Product: Purine nucleoside permease
Exons: 3
Coding region: 1-1107 (368 amino acids)
Biological process (GO): transmembrane transport
Cellular component (GO): endoplasmic reticulum
Source: RefSeq, a predicted model, not a curated record
AUGGCAUUGGUCUUGUCGCCCCAAUUUGAUUUUCGCAAGACGUAUUUUCUCUUUGCCGGCAUUGCUGGUGUCAACCCGCACUACGCCACUGUUGGCAGCGUAGCAAUUGCUCGCUACGCAGUCCAAGUUGCUCUUCAAUACGAGAUUGACCCCCGAUCGUUGCCGCAAGAUUGGCCAACAGGCUACAUCUCCUACGGGCGUGAGUAUCCCCUUCAAUACCCCUCGGUGGUGUACGGGACAGAGGUUUUUGAAGUCAAUGAAAAUCUUCAACAAGCAGCAUUUUUAUUGGCAUCUAAAUCCAAUCUCAACGACCAAAAGGGACCUCAAGAAUAUUGGUCAAAGUACACCGGUGGCGGAUUUGGCGAAGCUAUGGCUACGAAGGCACCCCGUGUUGUCAAGUGCGACAUCGCUACUAGCGAUGUCUAUUACUCGGGGACCAAACUCGCCGUCGCUUUCGAGAAUACAACAGCAUUGUGGACCAACGGCUCUGGAAUAUAUUGCAUGAGUGCUCAAGAAGAGAAUGCCACUCUGGAAGUAAUGGUCAGGGCAGCAAUCGAAGGUCUCGUUGAUUUUGCGCGCAUCAUACUUGUAAGAGCUGGGUCGAAUUUUGACCGACCGCCGCCUGGUCUCUCGGAUUGGGAACACCUCAGGCGGCCGGAUAAGAAUGGGUUCAUGAUUGCCAUUGACAAUCUGUAUAAUGUCGGCAUCGACAUAGUUCGCGGCAUCGUCUCCGAUUGGAACUGCUCAUACCAGCGAGGAAUAGAGCCGACUAAUUACAUAGGCGACAUCUUUGGCAGUCUAGGUGGAGACCCAGACUUUGGGUUUGGAAGUAUCACGCAAGGCAGGAAGGUCGAUCCAGGGGGUUACAACCUUGAUUUAGCUGCUGCUGAGAUGCAGAGACGGAAAGGUUUCGGACUCAGGGCCAUGCUUAAACAACCCUGGUUAUGGCAGGAUCUCACAAUCCUGUUCUUCUUGCCAGAUGCCAACAGUGCAGUCGUGAUUCUAGAGCUCAAUGAUCCAAGCAAACGCCAUGGACACAGCGUACAACCAGAUUAUGAAGCCCUCGGACCAGCGAAGAUGAGCAACGAGGCACUGUCUAUGACGUAA